Molecule: messenger RNA, 1149 nt
Organism: Jaminaea rosea
Lineage: Eukaryota; Fungi; Basidiomycota; Exobasidiomycetes; Microstromatales
Product: NAD(P)-binding protein
Exons: 2
Coding region: 216-1103 (295 amino acids)
Cellular component (GO): endoplasmic reticulum
Molecular function (GO): oxidoreductase activity
Source: RefSeq, a predicted model, not a curated record
UGCUUCAAUCACCAAAUCGUAAGAAGACUACCAAACCAGAUCAAAGGUAGACAUCGAAGUAAGCCUUGACGGCCGGGCAAGGCCUACACUGUGGAGCGCGGAAUGCUUGCACAUCCGCCUGUCCGUCAUUCCGCUUUGUCCUGCUCUGUCCGCUCUCUCGCGUCUUCUCGUCUUGACCUCCUAUCCUCACGUCUGUUUCCCCAUCUCAAUCAGUCAUGACCGCCUCCCACGCUCUUCGCAGAUACCAGUCUACCGACGAUACCAAGCCCUCGUGGGCUCUAGUCACGGGCGCGACGAACGGCAUGGGCUACGAGUGGGCCUCCCAGCUGGCCGCGCUAGGUUUCAAUGUCCUAAUCCAUGGGCGCGACCAGGCUAAGCUGGACAAAGUCAAGGCGGACCUCACUGGCGCAUCAGCCUCGUCCUCACGCCCGAUUGAAGUUCGCACAUUGGUAGCGGACGCCGGGUCAGUACCACCUCAGCUUGGCCAGAUCGCCGAAGCCAUCGAUGACCCCUCCCUCUCGCUGCGCGUCGUGGUAAACAACAUCGGCAUCACGAAUCAAGACUAUCCAUUGCUCGAGGAGGUCAGCGAUGAGGAUGCGUGUGCGAUGGUUGCGCUCAACACCAUGUUCCCCACUCUGGUUGCGAAGCGAGCCUUGCCCAAGAUGAAGGCCGCAGGGGGACCGGCGCUGCUCAUUAAUGUUGCCAGUCUCGGGGCGUGGGCGCCGAGCCCUUACCUCUCCGUUUACAGUGGCACAAAAGCCUACAAUCUCCACUUCUCCCGCUCCCUCUACAAUGAGCAACAUAGCUCCCCCUCCCCCUCUCAAGUAGACGUCGUCUGCAUGGUCCCUGGUACGGUCAUCAGCGGUAUGAAUGACGGCCCACCGACAAGCAUGAUGCCCACCUCACACGAUUGGGUCAAGUCUGCCAUCGCCUCCCUUGCGCCGGGCUGGAUGAGCUCGAGGCCUGGACCGGUCAUCGUGCCGUGGGGUGCGCAUGCCAGGGGAUUGAAAUUCCUCAAUGCGAUGCCUAUGGGGCUUGGCGACAGGAUUACGAGGAAUUUUGUCGUAAAGGAGAGAAAUAAGAAGAGGGCAAGUGGAGCGUAGGUGGGGCCAGAUCGGACCGUGAUCGGGACAGCUGGACGUGUUGCGA